AUUUGUAUAUAAUGCGGGGGGUAGGAUCCAUAACUUCCAGCGAGAAGAUAGUGAACACGUUUAUUGAAGUUUAGAAAAGUACAAAACAAUAUAUUAAACAAGGUUUAAACUUAUUGAUAACUCAUUUGUUAAAAAUAAAUAUUUUAUUAUUAUUUGCCAACUUAACAGCUAGAUAUAAAAUAUAUCGUGAAAAUUAAAAGAAGCCUUAAGUCAUAACUGAACUUGCUUGCUUUUGAUGAUUUUUCUAUUUUUAAUGUGCUGAACUACCGACAUUUCUACUGCUUUUGCUUGCGCAGUCGUCGCCUCUGCUGCAGUGACUGCCACUUAUGUUAGCAGAUUAUUGUUGUUGUUGUCAUUCAUUGAUUUUUCAACGUUCUUUGCCGUGUGAAGGCACACUUUAGCAACACGCUACGCAUUAAAAACAAUUAAAUAUUUAAUAAUAUUAUGAAUGCACUAUGUAAUCUUGAUGUUGAAAACGGCAAAGGGAUAAAUCUAAUUGUACAAAUGCAAUGGAAGAAAUGAGCUGUUGAGAAUCCCCUGUUAUUCCAAUGACAUAAACUGUGCCUUUGCUAAUAUGCAGGUGUGUGCGACUACGUAACGUUGGUGUGUUUAUGUGCCGGAAAAUUGUGCUUUUUUUAUUCGAAAAUUUCAUUCAUAUUAACUUUGAGUUUUGAUUCUGUGAAUGGUUUCGCACACAUUUUGUGGAAAAUUGCAGAAAUUUAUGAAUUCGUGUCGGGAAAUUAAACACCCUUCAAAAAUCCGUACUUGAUUGCCGCAAAAUUGUAAUUUAUAAUUCUAAUCAAAAAACUAUAUCACAUCGCAAAUAAGUAAUUUUAAUGCUUUUAACUUGCAAUAAACGUGUGCACUUCUCCUCGCCUACAGUUUUUGCCUUUGUGUCGCGUUGGUACACAUGUUCAAAACACCCUGUGUGAUAAUGUCUUUGACCGGCUGUCCUUAUAAUCACUUAAUUUGUGUGCAUCAAAAAAUCCUUUGAAUGAAAACAUAACAACAUACAUAAUUAGUGUUUAAAAUAUUGUGCUAAUAUUAAGUAAAACCCAAACUAACCUAACAAUUUCGAAACGUGUUUAAAAACGCAACAACAAAUAUUUAAAGCAUCCAUAUAUUAAAAAAUCUUGUAUAUAUAUCUUUAAAAUAUUUUAAAUUCUUUACAUCUAUACAUACAUACCUACUUAAAUAAAAGGUACUUAACUUUAAUCCCUCCCAUUAUAUAAGCAACUAACCAGUAACUAACUAGCUUGCUGCUUGAAACAGAUUCAAUGUGCUUGUAUUUACAAAUUCAAGUAUUACAUAAAACAUAAAUUUUAAUAUAAUAAAAAUAAAUAAAAGGUUCAAAAUUGUAAAAAUAUAUGCAAAUCGAUAUAUCUUUGCACGACGACCUACAUAAUAAAUACUAAAUAUAUUUAUAAUAAUAAACGCAAUUACUUAAUCGCAACAUUUAAAUGUGUUAUUAGUGCUUGCAAAUAAAUUAGUCCAACAUAUGCGUACUAAAAACGCUCCCACCACUUAAUAUCAAAUCACUUAAUCAAUCAAUCAACGCUUAAUUAACUAACGCUGACAGCUUAAGCGUGUCAUAUACAUACAUAUUACAUAAUUUCUGUAAAGUACUGUAAAAAAAAGAAAUCACGAAAAAAACAGCUCAAACCUAAUUUUCGUUUAAAGUGUCUAUCGAAAUCAAAUCUCUGUUGUACGUCCUUGCAUCCAUCCAGCUAUCAAACCCCUUGCAUUUCAAAUGUAUUUAUGUAAUAAUAUGUAACAUAUGUUGUGCAUUAUGUGUGACCCAAAUAAAUUCAAAUUGAAAAGUGUAACCUAAUUCCAAUUUUAUUAUUUAGUGUGUCACAAAAAAAUUAAAAAUUAAAAUAAUAAAAAAAAAUUAUUUAAUUCAAAUAUUCGAUAUAUUUGGAUUUGUGCAAUAUCGGUAUUUCUGUGCUUAAAAUACUCAAACAAAAAUUUUGUGUGUGUGUCGUGUAAACUAAAUCAAACUGUUCUAAAUACUAAAUUAAUAAUAAAACUGACAAAAUGGCGGACAUAAUACGUCCGCCGUUUAGUGAUAUUAAGCGGCCAGACGAGAUCGUCAGGAUGACCACCGCCGACAAUUUGAAGUUCGCCGUACUCAUCGGGCUGAUCGAGGUUGGUCAGGUGACCAAUCGGGAGGUCGUCAACACUGUUUUACAUUUGCUCGUCGGUGGCGAAUUUGAUAUGGAAUUAAAUUUUGUGAUACAAGAUGCACAAAAUAUUAAACACAUGCUAGAACUGCUGGAUCAUUGUCCGCCAAAUCUACAGGCCGAGAUCUGGAGUGUGUUCAUUGCUAUUCUACGCAAAAGUGUGCGCAAUUUGCAGGCAUGCACGGACGUCGGUCUAAUCGAGCACGUAUUGGUGCGACUGCAGCGCUCCGAAACGGUUGUGGCAGAUUUGCUCAUCGAAAUGCUGGGCGUGUUGGCCAGCUACAGCAUCACAGUGAAAGAGCUCAAACUGCUCUUCGGCACCAUGAAAGCGGUGAAUGCCAAAUGGCCACGUCACUCCGCCAAAUUGUUGAACGUGUUGCGUCAAAUGCCACAUCGCAAUGGACCGGAUGUGUUUUUCAGUUUUCCAGGUCGCAAAGGAUCGGCUAUGGUGCUGCCGCCUCUGGCAAAAUGGCCAUACGAAAAUGGCUUUACAUUUACAACGUGGUUUCGUUUGGAUCCUAUUAAUUCCGUGAAUAUCGAGCGCGAGAAGCCCUACCUCUAUUGUUUUAAAACAUCGAAAGGCGUCGGCUAUACAGCUCAUUUUGUGGGCAAUUGUCUGGUGCUUACAUCGAUGAAAGUCAAAGGGAAAGGUUUCCAGCAUUGUGUGAAAUAUGAAUUUCAACCGAGAAAGUGGUACAUGAUUGCCAUAGUGUACAUAUAUAAUCGUUGGACGAAAAGCGAAAUAAAGUGCCUCGUUAAUGGACAAUUGGCGUCCAGUACCGAAAUGGCGUGGUUCGUUUCCACAAACGAUCCAUUCGACAAGUGUUACAUCGGCGCAACGCCCGAACUGGAUGAGGAGCGUGUCUUUUGCGGACAAAUGUCAGCGAUUUAUCUAUUCAGCGAAGCGCUGACAACGCAACAGAUUUGCGCGAUGCAUCGUCUGGGGCCCGGUUACAAGUCACAAUUCCGCUUCGACAACGAGUGCUAUUUGAACCUGCCGGACAAUCAUAAACGGGUGAGUCAGAACAACAACAGCAACAACACUGUAUCGACGACGGUGCUGCUCGCUGAGCAAGAGGCGCAAGCCAUCGACUGGGCCGAUGAGAAGCUCGAUUUGAGUGCGGCCUUUGCGAAAGUACGUGCUGUGCUCUCAGCAAGAAAUGCCUCGGCAAAUGCGAUGCUCAAUGCGCUUGGCGGUGUGGUGGUCGUCGAUCAGGCGUCCGGUGGCGCUGCGGCGACGGGCAGUACAGGCGCCGCACAGCCGACAGCAGCGGCAAACGCCAACAGCGCUGGCGGAAAUAAUACAGCUGCGAAUGCAAACAAUAAUCAAUUUGGCGGCGCUGCGGGCGCUAGUGACAACAACAAAAUCAUCACAGAUCCUUUGUGUCAUUUGCCAACCGGAAAUACAUCAUUUGAGCAAUUGCGUCGCAUUUCGUCGACUUCCGCUGCCGGUUUAGAGCUUUUGAGAGGAUACACCAGUCAGACCGAAGAAAUGACUCAGCUUAAAGCUGUACUCUAUGAUGGCAAAUUGUCAAAUGCCAUCGUCUUCAUGUACAAUCCAGUGGCAACCGAUGGCCAGCUAUGUCUACAAUCUGCACCCAAAGGGAAUGUUUCAUACUUUGUACAUACACCGCAUGCACUUAUGUUACAGGACGUUAAGGCCGUCGUUACACACUCAAUACACUGUACAUUAAAUUCCAUUGGUGGCAUUCAAGUGCUGUUUCCGUUAUUCUCGCAACUGGAUAUGGCGCAUGAGGGCAUAAGCGAUAUAAAACGCGAUCCGACGCUAUGUUCCAAACUUUUGGGUUUCAUUUGUGAAUUAGUCGAAACAUCACAAACCGUACAACAACAUAUGAUACAAAAUCGUGGAUUCCUAGUCAUCUCGUUUAUGUUGCAACGUUCGUCGCGCGAACAUUUAACUUUGGAAGUUUUGGGCUCAUUUCUGAAUUUAACCAAAUAUUUGGUGACAUGUCUGUCGGCGAAUAGUGAUUUAUUGCUGAAGCAGUUGUUCUGUUUCUCGUUUCUGACGUGGCAGCUGCUCGAUCAUGUGCUCUUCAAUCCGGCGCUGUGGAUCUACACGCCAGCCAAUGUGCAGGCGCGCUUGUACUCCUACUUGGCAACGGAAUUCCUCAGCGAUACGCAAAUCUACAGCAAUGUGCGACGUGUUAGCACCGUACUGCAGACAGUGCACACACUUAAAUACUACUAUUGGGUUGUGAAUCCGCGUACGAAGAGUGGCAUCAUACCAAAGGGAUUGGAUGGUCCACGUCCAGCACAAAAGGAUAUACUAGCGAUACGCGCUUAUAUUUUAUUGUUUUUAAAACAAUUGAUUAUGAUCGGCAAUGGCGUCAAAGAGGAUGAAUUGCAAAGCAUUUUGAACUAUUUGACGACCAUGCAUGAGGAUGAGAAUCUUCAUGACGUUCUGCAAAUGUUAAUUUCGCUUAUGUCCGAGCAUCCCAGCUCCAUGGUACCUGCUUUCGAUGUGAAACAUGGCGUUCGUAGCAUUUUCAAAUUAUUGGCUGCUGAAAGUCAAUUGAUACGCUUACAAGCAUUGAAAUUGCUUGGAUUCUUUUUAUCGCGCAGCACACACAAACGAAAAUAUGACGUUAUGUCGCCGCACAACUUAUACACACUAUUAGCGGAACGUUUAUUACUCUACGAGGAGUCGCUUUCCCUGCCAACUUAUAAUGUCCUCUACGAAAUUAUGACCGAACAUAUUUCACAACAAAUUCUAUAUACCAGACAUCCAGAGCCGGAAAGUCACUAUCGUUUGGAGAAUCCAAUGAUCCUUAAGGUCGUCGCUACGCUUAUACGUCAAUCCAAACAAACCGAAUCGUUAAUCGAAGUAAAGAAGCUCUUCCUCUCCGACAUGACACUGCUGUGCAAUAGCAAUCGCGAAAACCGACGCACUGUACUUCAGAUGUCCGUGUGGCAGGAAUGGCUCAUAGCUAUGGCCUAUAUACAUCCGAAGAAUACCGAAGAGCAGAAAAUCUCCGAUAUGGUAUACUCACUUUUCCGUAUGUUGUUGCAUCAUGCGAUCAAGCAUGAGUACGGCGGUUGGCGUGUGUGGGUCGAUACACUGGCUAUUGUACACUCGAAGGUCUCAUACGAAGAAUUCAAACUGCAGUUCGCGCAAAUGUACGAACACUAUGAACGACAACGCACAGACAACAUAACCGAUCCGGCAUUGCGACAAGCGCGUCCCAUCAGCACGAUCAGUGGUUGGGAACGUGAAGAGCAACAGCAGCAGCAACAUCAUCAGCAUCACCAACACCAACAGCAACAGCAGCUGGAGCAUACUCAUAUGCAUCAUCAGCAGCAACGACACGCAGCGCUGCCAGCGGCUACAAUACAAGAGGUGCCAGUUAAAGAUGAAGAAUCGGUGGGUUCACUCGAAGAUGUGCCACCCGUAGAGGAGGAAGUAGAAGAGAGCGAAGAUAUUGAGUCAACCGCACAGGAGUUGAACGCAACAGCCGAUGUCAAUGAGCCCGCGAACUGUGGCUGCGCGUCAGACGAAAAAGCGGCCGACGAAGAAUUGACGAAAGAGACUAUGCCAAGCGAAGACUUGACUAAAUCAAAAAUUUCCAACAUAUCCGAUGUUUACAAUGAACACAUUAAAUCGGAAGUGAUAGUCACCAGUAUAGUUGAGUCACCGGCAGUCGCAGUGACCUGCAACGGUAGCGCCUCCUGCUCAUCGACGGGCGCAAGCGCAAGUAGUACACCCGCGAAGUCAACCACUAGCGGCGGUCCAGAAGCAUUGUCCCAAACACUUAACCUCAAGGCAGAGGAUCUCGAAGAAAUCGAGCUGACCACCGCCAAGAUAGCGGCCGGUGCAACUGCCGAUGACGAACUCGUACAACAAGUGCUACAAAACUCUGAAAAGGCGCUACAAAACUGCAAAAUCGUAGCCGAUGAAAUGCAAGAAGCAUCCUCCGUUUUGAAGGAUGAAGAAAUUGAAUUAGCAGUCAAUGAGGUAGUGCAAGGUGUGCUCAAAAAUGAGAAGAAGCAAGCGACAAAAGAACCGUCCACAGAGCAAAGUCAUACAGUAACACAGCAAACCGAUGCGGAAAAUGUGUCUUUGUUGAACACAAAGAACUUGCUGAACAACAAUGCUGACGAGCUCAAAACUACAACAAAUAGCAACAAUUACAAUACGGCCGAUAUCAAUGAAACAAAUGCGAACAAUGAGACCAACGAAAAUGCAAACAAUGCCGUAACGGAUUUACUCACCCAAGCGUCUGACGUUAUUGAGACGCAACAAAAGACUGAAGACAACAAAACCGAUGAAAAUACCAUAAAUAACAACAACACAAAUACUGCCGAGCCCAGCAACGUCGAGCACAAAACCUCGAAGUUAGCAAUCGUUGUUGCCAAAGAGCAUGAACACGAACUAAUGGAUGUAAGUUCUUCGCUUUCGACCACAGUAGAGACUACAGAGGAGAUCUCAUCACUUAGUCCCGAAACAACGGUGUCCAGCGCAUCCAUGACCGAAGAAAAUUUACUCGGGCUAACCGAGUCAUCUGUGGUGGACAAUGAAAACAUCAUUGUCGAGACAAUAGUAAAGGACAUAGUCGAUAAAUUGAUAGACAAAGUGGUUGAUGCGAGUGUUGCCGAAGAUGAGGCGCGCAAAGAGACCAACAACAAUGAGAUUGGAGAAGAAGUGAAGAAUGAUGUUAGUGAAGCAGCUGUCUCGGAGGCUGCCAAAGAAAUUGUGGAAGAUGUGCUCACAAACGCAUUAGACAAAGCUGAUACGGUGAUAACGGCGGCGCAGUUAGACACACAUAGUGAAGAAGCUAGUGAACCACAAAAAGAAGCGACAAAAGAAAAUGUCAGAGACAUUGUGCAAACAGUGGUGAAUGAUUUGUUGGAGCAGACAGUAAAGGCAGUAGAGGAAACAGUUGAGCCCGCAGUGGUAGCUUUAGUGUCCACAGAUGAGUUGAAAGCGGAAACGGCAGAUCCACUUGCAUUACCGGCAGCAGUGGAAGUGCCAGCGGACAAACCAUUAGCGGCCAUACCACUUCCAGUAGUAAAAGAAGUCGACUCCACUACACAAACCACACCAAAGAACGAGCCCAACGAUGGUGCCGUUGACCAUUUGGAUAUCGAAACAGUGGAAGAGCUGCCCGAACAGACCGAAGAAGAGUUACAUACCACACAUGAAGAAUUGCAAGACGAUAUGGCACAAGUGGAUGAACGGCAAACAAAACACACGACUGCCAGCACACAAGUAGAGAAUAAUCAUUUCGACAACAAACAUCCACACCAGCAACAACAAGCGCAGCAGCAGCAGCAACAACGUACAAAAUCUGGCUCAACACGUCCAAUGUUCAGUCCUGGACCAACACGUCCACCAUUUCGCAUACCGGAAUUCAAAUGGUCCUACAUACACCAGCGCCUGCUCUCCGAUGUGCUCUUCUCCCUCGAGACGGACAUACAAGUGUGGCGCAGCCACUCGACUAAAAGUGUUUUGGAUUUUGUAAAUUCAAGCGAAAAUGCUAUAUUCGUGGUGAAUACGGUGCAUUUGAUAUCGCAGUUAGCGGAUAAUUUGAUCAUUGCUUGUGGCGGUCUGUUGCCACUCCUGGCAAGUGCCACAUCGCCCAAUUCCGAAUUGGAUGUGCUGGAGCCCACACAGGGCAUGCCGCUCGAGGUGGCCGUCUCCUUUCUGCAGCGUCUCGUCAACAUGGCGGACGUGCUAAUCUUCGCCACUUCAUUGAACUUCGGCGAAUUGGAGGCGGAGAAGAACAUGUCCAGCGGCGGCAUAUUGCGUCAAUGUUUGCGUCUGGUGUGCACAUGUGCCGUGCGCAAUUGCUUGGAGUGUAAGGAGCGUACGCGCUACAAUAUGGGCGCAAUGGCGCGCGAUGUACCCGGUGCAGCGCAUCUGCAGGCGCUCAUACGUGGCGCACAAGCGUCGCCAAAGAAUAUUGUUGAGUCAAUAACAGGUCAAUUAUCCCCAGUCAAGGAUCCUGAGAAGCUGCUGCAGGAUAUGGAUGUUAAUCGCUUGCGUGCCGUUAUCUAUCGUGAUGUGGAGGAAACGAAGCAAGCUCAGUUCCUCUCACUCGCCAUCGUCUAUUUCAUUUCCGUGCUAAUGGUAUCCAAGUAUCGUGAUAUACUCGAACCGCCAGCGGAACCGCAAAUACAACGGCAAUCGCCAGUGAUGCAACGUACCACAGCCGAACCCUCAGGUCGCCCGCUCUUUCCCCAGUGGUCGCACCAUGUCUAUCCACAAUUCCUGCCCAACAAUUCUCAUCAAAAUCAUAUGCCCACGGCGACAUCGACGACAUCGAAUAUGCAACAGCAGCAACAACAAGCACAAACAUCGCAUCAGCAUUACUAUCAGCAACAACAAAUGACAUCACCGCCUAACCAGCCGCAACAACAGCAACAGCUGUCACAACAGCACAAUUACAGCCAUCAUUAUGCUUCAUUGCAACAGCAACAACAACAACAUCAGCAGCAACAACAACACCAACACACAGCAUACUACGGCGAACAACAACAACAACAGCAGCAGCAACAACAGCUGCACAAUCACGCAAUGAGCGGCGGCAGCAGCAACAGCAGCAGCAAUUACGCUGGCAAUAUAUCACCGCCGUUGGCCACACAGUCAACAAGUUCCUCGGCCUCAUCAUCGGCUACCUCACAGCCGGCUUCCUCGUCGUCGUUAUCGAGCUUGGCCUCCCAGCCUGGUGCAGCGGUAACACGUCAUCACCAGCAACAACAACAUCAGCAUGCCGCACAUCACACGCACACUGUCGCACACCAGCACCAGCGGCAUGCACCGAAACACCACUACCACCACCAGCAGCAACAGCAGCAACAACAACAAAUGCCACAGCAACAGUUUCAGCAACAUUAUGGCAUGAUGAAUGGCAUUGGUAAUCAAAUGGUAAACGGUGUUGGUGGUGGUGGCGUUGGUGGCAGCAAGACUGCGCAACAAAAUGCCACAAUGCCGGCAAACAGCCAUCAGCAACAUUACGUUGGCAAUGCUGGCGAUAUGAACGGCAGUGCCUACCACCAAUAUAUGCGUCCAAGUGGCGCCAUGAUGAAUGGCGGUGGCAGUGGUGUGCCGCAUCCGAACGGCAUCACCGUCGAUUAUCACACACAUGCACAUGCCACCGGUGUUGGUGGGCCAGUGAAUGGCGCCGUUAAUAACAAUAGCCUUCUACUAAGCAAUAACAACAAUUGCAACAACAACAGCAUGCGCGGCAAUACGUUACGCGAUGCGAGUACAGGCAGCGGUGGUCACAUGUUGGGCGGUGCUGGUGUUGGUAUUGGUGUUAGUGUUGGCGUUGGUGGUGUGGGUGUUUCAACUAGCACAGGUAGCGGUGCUGUUAGCGGCGCUGCAACGUUGCCAUACAAGAAUAAUGGUUUGAAUAACAAUUACCGUUACAAUGGACGCGCCAAUAUCGGAACAGGCCCUCGCACAAUACAAGAUGGCGACUAUGAGAUAAUUGUCGUGGAUGAAAAUAAUCCAUCGGUGUUGGCGGAUAACGACUCACAUUCCAGUGGACCGCCUUCGAUUAAGAGCAAUAAGGCUACCACUACCAAUACCAAUACUACUACAACAACAACAACAACAAAUAUGUCCAACACUAAAACGGAACAGAGGGUAAAUACAAAAACUGUGUCAAAUCUAGCAACAACUAUAACAACGACACUAAGUUUAACAUCGAACAAUGCAAAAGUGUUGAAACAUACAAGCAAAUUGCAACAACAACCAUUAUCACCACCGAAACCAGUGUUGCCUAAAAAAUUACCAAAGAGUGUCGACUCGGAUGUCGGUUCGUUGAACAUGAAUUCAACGGAGAACGAAGUUCCUGAAGUGGAAUCGUCGAGUGAAAUUCUGGCCGAUGACAACAAACCGACCAACUCGAACGACGAAAGCUGGACAGAUGUCAAUUUGAAUGAGGAUGCUGGUGUACAGGCCACCGCAAGUGGUUUAUUGUCGGGCGGCAUGUCGGCAGUGGAUGGGAAAAUGCGUGACAUCGACGGCCUGCAACAUCAUGCACACCAACAACAACAACAGCAGCAGCAGCAGCAACAGCAGUCAACAACGACAGGACAUGGCCAACCGCAGGGUGCUCAACAAAUGCAAGUACACCACGGACAUCAGUUGGUGGGUGCUGGCAGCGAACGCGGCGACAAACCCGAUUCGGAAAUAUCGGUGGUACGCGUACCGGACAGUUAUGCAACAGCAUCCGGCGCGUCAGGCGCGGGCGUUGGCACGGCUGCCGGCAAUGUGGGUCAGCGUGGCACACGCUCCGAUGAGCUACAAAUGAAACCACCACUCGUUGGCCAGCUGCCGAUGACAACGCCCUCGCGUGAGGCGAGCCUUACGCAGAAGCUGGAAGUAGCGCUGGGUCCGGUGUGUCCGCUGUUACGUGAAAUAAUGGUCGACUUUGCGCCAUUCCUGUCGAAAACGCUCGUCGGCUCGCACGGACAAGAGCUGCUGAUGGAGGGUAAAGGUCUAACGACAUUCAAAAACUCACACUCCGUGGUCGAGUUGGUAAUGUUGCUAUGUUCGCAAGAGUGGCAGAACAGUCUGCAAAAGCAUGCCGGUCUGGCGUUUAUUGAAUUGAUUAAUGAGGGUCGCCUGUUAUCGCAUGCCAUGAAAGAUCACAUAGUACGCGUCGCUAAUGAAGCUGAAUUCAUAUUGAAUCGUAUGCGUGCAGAUGAUGUGCUCAAGCAUGCCGAUUUCGAGUCACAAUGCUCACAAACGCUGUUGGAGCGGCGCGAGGAAGAGCGCAUGUGUGACCAUCUCAUCACCGCGGCGCGGCGGCGUGACAAUGUGAUUGCUAGUCGCCUAUUAGAAAAGGUGCGUAAUAUUAUGUGCAAUAGGCAUGGUGCUUGGGGCGAUGCCAGCGGUACUGUGCAAAAGCAAACAUUCUGGAAAUUGGAUGCCUGGGAGGAUGACGCGCGUCGCCGCAAGCGUAUGGUACAAAAUCCACGCGGCUCUUCACAUCCACAGGCCACACUCAAGGCGGCUAUUGAAAAUGGCGCACCUGAAGAUGCCAUCUUACAGACACGUGAUGAAUUCCAUACACAGAUUGCUGUGUCACGCGGUCAUCAGUCAUCCCAGCAUACAGCCGAUCUGUUGGAUGAUGCCGAGCUGUUGAUUGAAGACCGUGAAUUGGAUUUGGAUUUAACAGGACCAGUCAAUAUAAGCACUAAAGCGAAACUAAUUGCGCCCGGUGUUGUGGCACCCGGUACAGUGUCUAUCACCAGCACUGAAAUGUUCUUUGAAGUGGACGAAGAUCAUCCAGAGUUCCAGAAGAUCGAUCCCGAAGUGCUGAAGUAUUGCGAUCAUUUGCAUGGCAAGUGGUACUUCUCAGAAGUGCGCGCAAUUUUCUCGCGUCGUUAUUUGUUGCAAAAUGUCGCACUGGAGAUUUUCCUAGCCAGUCGCACCUCAAUACUUUUCGCUUUCCCCGACCAACAUACUGUGAAGAAGGUCAUCAAAGCUUUGCCGCGUGUUGGCGUCGGCAUAAAAUAUGGCAUACCACAAACACGACGCGCUUCGAUGAUGUCGCCACGUCAGCUAAUGCGCAACUCUAAUAUGACACAGAAGUGGCAACGACGCGAAAUCUCGAAUUUCGAGUACUUAAUGUUCCUCAAUACGAUAGCAGGACGCACUUACAAUGACCUCAAUCAGUACCCAGUCUUUCCAUGGGUUCUUACCAAUUACGACACAAAAGAACUGGACCUCAGUCUGCCUUCGAACUAUCGCGAUCUCUCGAAACCGAUUGGCGCAUUGAAUCCGUCACGCCGCGCCUACUUUGAGGAACGCUACGAGAGUUGGGAAAGUGAUACGAUACCACCAUUCCACUAUGGGACCCAUUAUUCUACAUCAAGUUUCACACUAAAUUGGCUGGUACGUGUUGAGCCCUUCACCACCAUGUUCUUAGCGUUGCAAGGCGGCAAAUUCGAUUAUCCCGACCGCUUAUUCUCCUCCAUAUCGCUUUCGUGGAAAAACUGCCAACGGGACACAUCCGACGUUAAAGAACUCAUACCAGAAUGGUAUUUCCUGCCAGAAAUGUUCUACAACUCGUCCAGUUAUCGUCUGGGUCAUCGCGAAGAUGGCACACUCGUUAACGAUGUUGAGCUACCACCUUGGUCUAAGAGCCCUGAAGAAUUCGUGCGCAUCAACCGUAUGGCUUUGGAAUCAGAAUUCGUUUCAUGCCAACUACAUCAAUGGAUCGAUCUGAUUUUUGGCUACAAACAACGUGGACCCGAAGCUAUUCGCGCUACCAAUGUCUUUUACUACUUAACCUAUGAGGGUAGCGUAGACUUGGAUGCUAUUAGCGAUCCAGUUAUGCGUGAGGCAGUAGAAAAUCAAAUUCGCAAUUUCGGCCAGACACCCAGCCAACUGCUUAUGGAACCGCAUCCACCACGCAGUUCGGCAAUGCAUUUGUCGCCGAUGAUGUUCAGCGCCAUGCCUGACGAUCUCUGCAUGUCGCUUAAAUUCUAUCAGAACUCACCAAUUAUACACAUCUCAGCCAAUACCUACCCGCAGUUGUCGUUGCCAUCGGUAGUGACUGUGACUGCGGGCCAUCAGUUCGCCGUGAAUCGCUGGAAUUGCAACUAUACUGCAUCCGUCCAGAGCCCCAGCUAUGCUGAGUCGCCGCAAUCGCCUGGCUCAAACCUGCCUCUGACCAUUGAUCCUGUCUUGUCUGCACAAAAUACUGGUCACAAUAACCCCAUGAAUCGCCGCCAUUUGGGCGACAAUUUCAGCCAGAUGUUGAAGAUCCGUUCCAAUUGUUUUGUCACAACUGUGGACAGUCGUUUUCUCAUUGCUUGCGGCUUCUGGGAUAACAGUUUCCGUGUGUUCGCCACCGAAACUGCUAAAAUUGUGCAAAUUGUAUUCGGUCAUUUCGGUGUGGUCACCUGUUUGGCACGUUCAGAGUGCAAUAUAACAUCGGACUGUUACAUCGCUUCGGGUUCAGCGGACUGCACGGUCCUGCUGUGGCACUGGAAUGCGCGUACGCAAAGUAUUGUGGGUGAGGGUGAUGUACCAACGCCGCGUGCCACUCUAACGGGACAUGAACAAGCUGUAACUUCGGUUGUGAUUAGUGCUGAGCUGGGCUUAGUCGUCUCAGGAUCGACAAACGGUCCUGUGCUGAUACAUACCACAUUUGGUGAUCUCUUGCGUUCGCUUGAUCCGCCUAUGGAUUUCUAUUCGCCCGAAUUGAUUGCCAUGUCUCGUGAGGGUUUCAUUGUUGUCAAUUAUGAUAAGGGUAAUGUGGCCGCAUACACCAUCAAUGGGAAAAAGUUGCGCCACGAGACGCACAAUGACAACUUGCAAUGCAUGUUGCUAUCACGUGAUGGUGAAUAUCUGAUGACUGCCGGUGAUCGCGGCAUCGUGGAGGUCUGGCGAACCUUCAACUUGGCGCCCUUAUAUGCUUUCCCGGCUUGUAAUGCUGCAAUACGUUCGUUGGCGUUGACGCACGAUCAAAAAUACCUCCUUGCUGGUCUCUCUACCGGCUCGAUUAUUGUCUUUCACAUAGACUUCAAUCGUUGGCAUCACGAGUAUCAACAACGGUACUAGGCGCCAAGAAAAGGUAAAAAUACAGUAAAACCCGGCUAUUACGUACAUAAAAAUACAAAAGUGACAUUAUAAAAAAGGCAGCGGAGCAUCAAGAUGCCGCUGCUACUAAAGACAACAUGAUGACGUUACGACAACAACAACAAUUGUGGAUAAAAUAAGGCCAAAUUGCAAAUAAGCAGGACUUCAAAUGUUAAACAAUUAGUUAAAACAAAAUUAAAAUUAAAAAAAAAAAUUGUAGUGGCAAAAUGCAAGUAAAAAAAUAAAAAAUUAAUUUAACAAAUGUAGCAAUUGCUUUGCGUUUUCAAACGUACCGUGUACACGGGUGCGCCAAAGAGCGCAUCAAACUUUCAGUUCUUAGUAGAUUUUUCAUAGGCUAGGAGAAAAUUAUGAGUUUUCGUUGUGCAAAUUUUUUACAUAGGAUUACACAGCCGAUACAUAUAGAGUAAUAAUGGGUUAGACCAAUACAUUGCUACGAAUAGUUUAAAGGAAAAUUCAUUAAAAAAAAUUUAAAUUAAAGUUGCGCUGAAAUUUCUUAACUUAACUUAGUAAUUAAUAGGGUUAAAGUGGAUCUUUUUAAAUUAAAGUCGAUAAAAAAAAUUAUGAAAAAUUAAUAAAAAUUAAAAGACAAAGUUAAAUAGUUUUAGUGACACAGAAAAUAUAGAAAUAGCAGUUCUUACUUAAAACCAAACAAAGACGUAACCAAGCGGCCAAAAAGAAAGUGAAACGUACUUAACUUAGUAAUUUUUUCUUAAAGCAAAAGCAUUGUACUUAACAAACAAAAACGAAGGUAUUUCCAAAACUUAACAGUACGACUAGCAAAGUUGAAAAUAAAAAGCAGGCAUAGCAUCGCAUAGAAGCAUUAGUAGCUCGUUACAAAAAUUAAAAAAAAAAAUUUCUGAAGAAACACAAUUUUACUUAAAGAAAACUUAGCAAAUAUUUGUAGGUAAGACCGCUAAAACACAAGCAACAUGCAAGCCAUUAAUUUUUAAAGCAAAAUUUGUAUUGGUUUAAAUUAAAAGAGAAACACAAUUGAAGCUUAACCAAAAAAAGAGAGUUGUACAUGGUAGCGCAUAGACUAAAAAGAGCGAAAUAAAAUGAAAAUCACUAAAAAGAGAGCAAAAGUGGAAACGUGCGUAAAGCAGCGCAUUAAGCACAACAAAGCAUUAAAUUCACUAACAUGAUAUGGCAUAACAUAGCUUAGCAUAACAUAACAGAACCACUUACAUAUGUAUGUAAAGUAUAUAUGUGAGCAUAAGUCGCACCAUUCAUAAGUUAAUCGGCACUUAAGUUGACGUACUUACGCAUAUUAUGAUUAUAUUUGUGUAUAUGUAUGUGUGUGUGAAAAGAAAAUGUGUAAAUUAUGAUUAUUUAUUCGCAGCAGCUAAGUGUAUGUAUAUGUAAAGCCAACUCAUUGUGUACAGUUGUAUUAUGUGUAUGUUGUUUCUGUAUAGAUUUAUGUAUGGUAUAUGUAUGUGUAAAGAAGAAAUUAAACAAAAGGUGGUUUAAAAAAUUUUAUUGCGUCCAAUUAAAAAAAAUAUAUAUUAAAAUAAAACAAGAACAAAAACGUAUGAAUAAAAAUGUUUGUAUUUGCAUAAAUUAUAUACACACACAACAACAACGGCAAGAAUGUUUGCAUUAAAUAUCAACAGCAAAAAUAAUUUCGUCCAAAACUCUUAGCUCAUUUGAAUACACUUUGCAACAAGGCGUAUUUUACUGGUUGCAAAUGGUUGUUAUAGUAAAAAAUUUGAUUUUAGCAAAUCAGUUCGUCAAACGGACGUAAAAGUAUAUUUUUUUAUUAUUAUUAUUUUUUUUUUUGAAUUGACAUUGGCUGUUUGCUAGGUUUCGUGAAUCCAUCCACUUAAACUAGUUUUUAGAGUGUGCUAAAGAAAGUUUGUGCUAAAAGAAAAAAAUUUUGAAAACAAUUUUUUUUUGUCAUAAUUUUUAUAAAUUAAACAAAGUGAGCUGAAAUAUUGGCAUAAAAGCUGAAUCACUGUUAAACUAACAGCAUAAAACAACGGUUACUAACAAUCAAACGAGAACUAUAAGCAUUGAAACUGUCUAGUAAUUAAAACAGAAACGUAAAUAUCGUUUUACAGCAGAAAGUGAUUAUAACAGAUAAAAAGGCGUUACUCUGUUCUUACAAUAAAUUGUUUCCGUUUCUGUUACAAUAUGUGGUUGGAUAGCAGCAUAUAACUGCAGUAGAGCAAAUAUAUUUAUAAGGCCUGCUAACAGAAACAGAAAAAGUAUAACGGAAUGUUUAACAGAUUCGUUCGUCUUUUCAGGAAUAAACUUUCUUUUCAUUCAAUAAAACAAAAAGUACUCAAAAUAUAUAUGUAAGUGAAACGAUGCUUUUGUAGCAGAAUUAUGCAUGACAAUUGUUUGUAACAGAAAUUUCCACAGAAUGUUAUGACUUUACUCUUCUAAUACAAUUGCAAUAUUUCGGUGUAUCUUACAAUAUAUGCUGGUUUCUGUUGAAAAAAAUGGUUAUUUCAGCAUAUUGUUAAUGCUAUAGUAACUGUUGCUGUUAAAAUACACAUGCGUUUCUGCUUUCAGCAGGUUACUAUGGAAAUAUUUAAUAUGUAUGUGUGUAUGUGGGUGGAAAAAUAUAUGCAAGUGGUGAAAAAGUACAUCAAAAAAGAGUGUUCUUUUAACACUACACCAGCUGUUUCUGUUACGGCAUCUGCUCUUGUCUACAGAAGUGGUUAAAUGCUGUAAAUGUUAAGAAAAAAAUUAAGUGUAUUUUCAAGAUAAUUUAUUUUUUCAAAUUAAUUAAUUUUGUGUAAAAUAAUUAAAGUUUUUGUCCCACGCAAAAUACAUUUUUUCAAGUUAUUGAAUUAAUUAUUAUUUAAUUUUUUUAUUUAAUUAAAAAUAUAUUAAUAAAUAGUUGUAUGUUUUAUGCACAUACACAAUUAGCUUAAGGCUCAACAACAAUUUGCAAAAGCACACAAACGUACUGUGGCAUUUCUUUUUGUAAAUAAAACUACUUCAAUGCUUUCACAAAAAAA
Messenger RNA from Bactrocera oleae (olive fruit fly), 16730 nucleotides. The record is from RefSeq and is a predicted model, not a curated record. NCBI's taxonomy places the organism in Eukaryota, Metazoa, Arthropoda, Insecta, Diptera, Tephritidae.